Molecule: messenger RNA, 3813 nt
Organism: Daphnia magna
Lineage: Eukaryota; Metazoa; Arthropoda; Branchiopoda; Diplostraca; Daphniidae
Product: probable chitinase 10
Exons: 10
Coding region: 164-3547 (1127 amino acids)
Biological process (GO): chitin catabolic process; carbohydrate metabolic process
Cellular component (GO): extracellular region
Molecular function (GO): chitin binding; chitinase activity
Source: RefSeq, a predicted model, not a curated record
CGUUUGUGUGAGUGAAAAAAAGAAAAAGAAAAGAAAGGAAAGAUUGGCGCUUUGCUAUAAAGCCUCCUGCUAAACCAGUUCAUCCCUCACACUUUGAGAAGUUUCGCCGUCCUGCAAGGUUGGCAUCUUCUUCACUUCAACAUCCGCUUCAAUCACCGUGGCAAUGACCGCAACAUCAUUGCGUCUUUUGGCGCUAUUCGCCACACUUCUUGUUGGAUUUCCGGGCGUAGAGAACUUGGCUGUCAAACGACAGGCUGUUCAACCUGAAGCUCCAAAAUCGGGAUCGUUUUACCGCGGAGCAGUUGAAUCUCCUCCACCGGCCGUCCAGACCGGACGAGGGUUCCAACGAGGUGCUGUUGAAUAUCGCCCGAAUCCCGAUUUUCGCCCUAUCAACCCAUUCGCCCUCCGAAACUUGAACAGCGCCGUUUUCCUGUCGCAAUUUUACUAUCCAUCGCUGUACGCCGAUCAUUUCCGCAAGCUUUAUCCCGAUUAUUAUACUCCCUUUGCUGUGCUUCCGGUGCCAAUCAGCAAUUCGAUUAUCCAAAAGGAUGGUUCAGAGUGCCUGAACGGCCAAGCUUUGCGACCGAAUCCUGAUGAUUGCGCCGGCUAUCAGAGCUGCGUCCACGGCUUGUGGGAAAAUCAAAAGUGCCCUGAUGGAUUGCACUGGAAUGCCGAGUACAGCAUUUGCGAUUGGCCGUCGAAUGUCCGAUGCGCCAUUGAAGACACCUCUUCAGCUACUCAAGCUCCAGCUACUCAAGCUCCCCAACUUUCUACCACGACACCUCGGCCUCCAGCUUCUUCUACCACGCCAGUUGCCCCAUCAACAACAUCGCCCAGUCCAACUGCCUCACCUUCCGCACCGCCAUCUUCGACGUCCAGUGAGGCUAAAGUGAUCUGCUACUACACCAAUUGGUCGUGGUAUCGCCAAGGAGAAGCCAAAUAUUCUCCUGACAACAUCGACCUGAAGCUCUGCACUCACAUUCUCUACGGAUUCGCCACGCUGGACCCAAACAAGUCUAUCAUGCAGGUCUUUGAUUCGUGGUCAGACACGGACGAGUAUGGCCCCAGUCUUUAUGCCAAGGUGACGGCCCUCAAGAAACAUGGCAUCAAAGUCUUGAUUGCUUUGGGUGGCUGGAACGACUCAGCCGGUGGCAAGUACAGUGUUAUGGUCAACAAUCCGGCGGCCAGACGCCGUUUCAUCGAGAACGCCGUGAUUUUCAUCGAGAAUUACGGAUUUGACGGACUCGAUCUCGACUGGGAAUACCCUAAAUGUUGGCAGGUCGAUUGUAACGCUGGCCCGGCUUCCGACAAACCAGCGUUUGCAGCCUUCGUUAAAGAAUUGAGAGAAGCCUUUAAUCCUAAAGGUUGGCUUUUGACAGCAGCCGUUUCACCAUCCAAAGCCGUUAUCGAUGCUGGUUAUGACAUCCCGUCUCUGUCGCGUGACUUGGAUUGGAUCGGUGUCAUGACUUACGAUUAUCACGGCCAUUGGGACAAGAGAACAGGCCAUGUGGCUCCACUUGGCUUCCAUUCGGAGGCAGAUGUGGCUUAUUUCAACACAGAGUACACACUCAAUUACUGGAUCCGUGGUGGAGCUGAUGCUGCCAAAAUCAUUAUGGGUAUCCCACUGUACGGCCAGUCUUUCACACUGGAAAACCCCAGUAAUAACGGCCUCAACGCUCCGGCUAAAGGAACUGGACAAGCUGGAGAAUUCACUCGCCAAGCUGGAUUCCUCGCUUAUUACGAAAUUUGUAAGAUGAUCGGCAAUGGAGGAUGGAAUGUCGUCCAGGAUGAAGAAGGAGCUCUCGGUCCCUAUGCUUAUCGUGGCGAUCAAUGGGUAUCGUUCGACGAUGUAAACAUGGUUCGGAAAAAAUCGGAAAUCGCUAAAGCAAUGAAAAUCGGUGGUGCCAUGAUCUGGGCCCUCGAUCUCGACGAUUUCCGCAAUAAAUGUGGAUGCGAGACGUACCCUUUGCUGAAAACAAUCAACAGAGUCUUGAGAAACUACCCGGCAUCGAGCGCCAAGUGUGACGUUAAAAGUGUUCCAGAAGUGACCAGACCAACUGCAUUGUCCAAGAGUACCUGUCAAGAGAAUUCUUACAAAUCACACGAGUCUGAUUGUGCUAGUUACUAUCAUUGCGUUUUCGGACAAUGGAGUGGAUAUACUUGCCCCAACGGUUUGUUCUGGAACAAGGAAUACUGCGAUUGGCCAUACAACACCGAGUGCAAAGGUAGCAGUGAAACUUACCUGCCUGCAGUUGCAGCCCCAACAGCUGCUCCUGCUAAACCUGAUUCCACUGGAACGACAGAGAGUGGCGCGUACGUCGAAUGGAAACCAACGACGACAACGGCUAAACCCACGCCUAGUCCGUUUCCCGAAGUAGCCCUGCCCGAUACAGGUUUUAAAGUCAUCUGUUAUUUCACGAAUUGGGCGGGAUAUCGAACGGGCGAAGGCAAAUACAAGCCGGAGGACAUUGACCCGGCAAUGUGCACGCACAUCAUUUACGGAUUUGCCACACUCAGUCCGAGUGAGUUGACUAUGCGCGUCUUUGACUCUUGGGCCGAUACGGACGAAUACGGUCCAAAUCUUUACGCCAAAGUCACCGCAUUGAAGAAAAAGGGCAUCAAGGUGUUGAUUGCUUUGGGUGGCUGGAACGAUUCGCUGGGCAGCAAGUACAGCCAGCUGGUAAAUAAUCCAUCAGCCAGGAAACGAUUCGUGGAUAACGCAGUCGCCUUUGUUGAGAAAUACGGUUUCGAUGGACUGGAUCUUGAUUGGGAAUACCCAAAAUGUUGGCAGGUGGAUUGCAAAGCUGGACCCGAUUCAGACAAACCGGCGUUCACCGCUUGGGUCAGGGAACUGAGUGAAGCGUUCAAGCCUCGCGGCUGGCUGCUAUCGUCAGCUGUUUCACCGUCAAAGACUGUCAUCGAUCUUGGCUAUGAAGUUGCUGAACUGUCCCCCUACUUUGACUGGAUCGGUGUCAUGACUUACGACUAUUUUGGCAACUGGGACAAGAACACGGGUCACGUUGCUCCCCUAUAUGCCCACUCGCAAGUUGAAAACAAAUUCUUUAACACGAAUUUCACGCUCAACUACUGGAUAGAACUUGGCGCUGAUCCGUCCAAAAUCAUCAUGGGAAUGCCCAUGUACGGCCAGUCCUUCACUCUUGAAGACCCCGCCAGCAAUGGCUUGAACGCCAAGGCUAAAGGACCAGGUGAAGCAGGAGAAUUCACGCGACAAGGAGGUUUCCUCGCGUUUUACGAGAUUUGCCACCGUAUGAAGCAAGGUGGCUGGACAGUGGUUCAAGACUCUGAAGAAGCCAUGGGUCCUUACGCUUACAAAGGAAAUCAGUGGACUUCGUUUGACGAUGUCGCUAUUAUUCGGCGCAAAUCUGAAUUGGUGAAAUCAAUGAAAAUCGGUGGUGCUAUGAUUUGGGCGUUGGAUCUUGAUGAUUUCAGAAACCGAUGCGGAUGCGAACGCUAUCCAUUGCUAAGGACCAUUAACCGCGUCUUGCGUAAUUAUCCCGAAGCCGACCCGGAUUGCAAUUACGCUUAAAAAUGAAACAGGGAUCUUCAAAAGAGAUUGAAUGCUGAGCAUUAGAAAGACAUGGUUUUCGAUGUCUUUAAAGGCACACAACAAAGAUGUGCUAAAGGUGUUUGUUCUUUUUUUUUACAACGUUUUUCUCUGUUAUGCGCUUAAAUCCGUAUUUGGGUAUCUGGGUACAGAAUUGUUUCACUGACUUGUGGAAUCACUCACUGGCUUGAUUUGUGUCUAAGUUCAUUUUGUAGUGCACCAUUAUUACACUUUCCAAUAAGUGGUCA